AUGAUUGACCACCUCCUCGGCAGGCCUUCCACCCGCCUCAAGCGCCUCCAGGUCCUCUCGGUCAUCUGCUUCUGGCUCUGGUACCUCGCCACCGGCAACCCAAACGGCCCCAGGCGCAUCCCCAUCGUCUCCCUCCUCAACCGCCGCCUCAAGCGCUUCACCCCGUGGCAGAUUGUCGUCUUCUGCUCCACCUCCAUCUACGCCAUCCGACACCUCGACUCGAUCCUCGGCCUCGGCGCCCCAGAACCCCUCGCACGCAUGUACUCGCGCUCCUUCUACCGCACAACCUGGAUCGUCACCGCACUCGACGCCGGCUUCGCAACCGCCCUCAACAUCCGCCCGCAGUGGCUCAAGGACAUCCUCAGCAUCCUCUUUUCCCUCUACUACCUCGUAUACGCAGACGAGGCAGAUGAAAAGCUGCGCAAGUUCCGCGCCUUCUGUACCAUCGACAUGAUGCGCACCACCUGGCACAAGACCACCAACCCCUACAUCCGCGCCGCCACCUGGUUCCACCGGCCCUCGCUGCCCAUCGCCCGCCCCCUGCUCCUGCCCCGCCCCAAGGUCGGCCCCCACCACCGCCGCCCCAUCCGCGCGUGGCUCUUCUACGCCAAGAGCGAGCGCCACCUCCGCGACGAAGAGGAGCUCGUCAUCGACUUUUGCGGCGGCGGCUUCGUCUCGAUGAACCCGCAGCACCACGAGGAGCGCCUCCGCCAGCUGGCAAAGCAGAUGCACAAGCCCGUCCUCGCCAUCGACUACUGCAAGGCGCCCGAGUACCCCUACCCCUACGCCGUCGAAGAGUGCUACGACGUCUACCGCUCCCUCGUCGAGAGCGGCGGCAGCAUCAUCGGCAUGUCGGGCGGGCCCAACUUCCGCACCAUCCUCAGCGGCGACAGCGCAGGCGGCAACCUCGCCACCGCCGUCGUCUUCAAGGUCAUCGAGUACCCGCAGCCCCACAUCGCCGGCGCCUUCGCCGCAAAGGCCGCAGGCGGUCCCGGCGGCCGCCCCCCGCCGCUCGCCAAGCCCAUCGGCGUGCUGCUCAGCUACCCCGCCCUCAACUUUGGCUUCACAAGCUGGAUGAAGCCCGAACACCUGCGGGUGCUGCGGCAGCAGAGCGAGGUCAAUCUCGAGAGCCUCGCCCCGUGGGCGCGAUCCGCCAUGACCCCUUCCCACGAGCCAAGCUCGCUGCCCUGGCACGAGGUCGACGCCCAGGCCAAGCUCGACCAGCGCCGGGCCCGCGAGGAGGCGGCCGCGCGCGCAAAGUACGAAGCCGACCAGAAGGCGCUCCAGGCUGCCGCUGAGGCCGCCGACCUCGAGACGCGCGACCGCGGCCCGGCGCCCGUCAACACCCGGCUCACCAUGACGUCGAUGGCAGGCUACUUCCAGGACCGCAUCAUCACCCAGGGCAUGCUCCGCGCCAUGGCGAUUUUGUACGUGGGCCCUCGGAGGCAGCCCGACUUUGAGCACGACUACUUCCUCUCGCCCAUCGUGGCACCCGCCCGGCUCCUGGCCGAGUUCCCGCCGGUGCUGUUCAUCUGCGGCGAAAAGGACCCGCUGUGCGACGACACGGUCGUCAUGGCCGGCAAGAUUCGCGAGGCCAAGCUCGCCAAGAAGGCGGACCUCGAGCGUCGCAGGGCGGGUGGCUCGGCCAGGUUUGGCGAGCAGCUGCGGAUGAGCAUCGGCGGUGGCGCUGGCGGUGGCGCCGCAUCUGCCGUCAGGGACCCGAUCGAGGAUGAGUCGCCCGAGGACUGGGUCCAGAUGCGCAUCAUCGAGGGCUGGAGCCACGGCUUCCUGCAGAUGUCUUCGCUGCUGCCCGAGUCGAAGCAGGUCAUCUCGUUCCUCGGCACCUGGAUGUCGCUCACCUUUGAGGACCACAACGACCGUGUGCGCGAGCUCGAGCAGCAGCGCCAAGCCGAGUCGCAGCCACCGUCCGCAACGCCAACCGCCCUCCAGCCGAGGCAGCACGACGGCCAGCUCGAGGCCGCAUCGCCCUCGCCGGCUGGCAGGGCAGCGGGCCAGGGCCAGGGCACGCCCAGCCUGCAACCGUCGGCGAUCGGCGGCGAAGCCUCUCCUCGCGGCGGCACGCAGCCGUCUCGGCAGGCCGUGGAGGGCGACGCCGACGAUGAGGAUGACGACGAAGACGAGGAUGGUCCCAUCACGUUUGUUCCCAAGGCGCGCAGGUCGCCCAGCGCGUUGCGGAGGGAGCAGCAGCCCCGUGGGCGGCCGGCGUCGUUCAGCAACGGCGAUGUGCCAUCGCGGCAGGGUCUCUCGCCCCCACAGGUCGCGAGCGCACCGGGCGCCUCGAGCCCACGCCGGCGAUCCCUCGACGUCUUUGGCGAGCGUUCGGAGCCCAGCUCGUCGGGAGAAGGUGCCGCCGCCGCCAGCCCGCGGCGAGGCAGCAAGAACGGCGCCGCUCCGCUCGACGAAAAGUACAUGGCGCUGCUGGUGACGGAAAAGGAGCUCCUCAAGCGCCGUCGCGACGACGUCGUGUUUGGCCUGGGCAACAGCGCCAGCGCCAUCGAGUCGGACGACGACGACGGCGACGGCGACGGCAACGACGGGGAGCGCAGGCGCGGCGCAGCCGCGAGGACGGGCGAAGAGAGCAGGUCGGACACGACGAGGGGCCGGAGCCCGGUGCCCAAGGCGUCGACGACGUCGGUGGCCAGUCAGGAGCUCGUCGCUUCGUCGCCGCCGUUGCCGCCCACGGAGGCUGCCGCCGUGGUAGCCGAGGAGGCGCCUCUGCCUUCCACGGGCGACCGCGUCGAGGCUUGA
This is a messenger RNA of Pseudozyma flocculosa PF-1, 2769 nucleotides long. RefSeq lists its product as uncharacterized. The record is from RefSeq and is a predicted model, not a curated record. NCBI's taxonomy places the organism in Eukaryota, Fungi, Basidiomycota, Ustilaginomycetes, Ustilaginales, Ustilaginaceae. Gene Ontology annotation, cellular component: cytosol. Gene Ontology annotation, biological process: triglyceride catabolic process. The coding region runs from base 1 to 2769 and encodes 922 amino acids. Gene Ontology annotation, molecular function: sterol ester esterase activity; triacylglycerol lipase activity. The transcript is spliced from 4 exons.